Linum tenue is the source of this 639-nucleotide messenger RNA. The record is from the annotation of a GenBank genome assembly. Lineage: Eukaryota; Viridiplantae; Streptophyta; Magnoliopsida; Malpighiales; Linaceae.
AUGUCUUCUCCAGCUCAGAUUCCGCUCUCCAACCAGGAAUCCAGCGGCGGCGCAACCCAAGCUUCCGUAGUCGCCGCCGUCCGGUCCUUCGUCGCCCGGCUCUACGGCGCAAUCGGCAAUUCGCUCUCCCACCGCCGCCCAUGGACGGAGCUCAUCGACCGCUCCGCCUUCUCCAGGCCCGGUUCUCUCUCGGAAGCCACCACCAGGAUCAGGAAGAACUACUCCUACUUCCGCGUCAACUACACGACUCUGCUCGCACUCGUCCUCGCCGUCUCCCUAAUCUCCCACCCGUUCUCCCUCCUCACCCUCCUCUCCCUCCUCGCCGCCUGGCUCUUCCUCUACACCUUCCGCCCCUCCGACCAGCCCCUGGUGGUGAUGGGCCGGACCUUCUCGGACCGGGAAACCCUCGGGAUCUUGAUGCUCGUGACCGUGGUCGUCGUCUUCCUGACAAGCGUGGGGUCGCUGCUCAUCUCGGCGACCAUGGUCGGCGUGGCGAUUGUGUGCGUCCACGGCGCGUUUAGGGAUCCGGAAGACUUGUUCAUGGAUGAUCAGGAGGGAGCUGGGGCCGGACUGUUCUCGUUCAUCGGAGGGUCGGCGUCUGCUGCCGCCGCUGGGAGCAGCAUGAUGUCGCGCGUGUGA